Messenger RNA from Aspergillus alliaceus, 1635 nucleotides. RefSeq names its product wax synthase family protein. The transcript has a single exon. Bases 1 to 1635 code for a protein of 544 amino acids. NCBI's taxonomy places the organism in Eukaryota, Fungi, Ascomycota, Eurotiomycetes, Eurotiales, Aspergillaceae. Gene Ontology annotation, biological process: lipid metabolic process. The record is from RefSeq and is a predicted model, not a curated record.
AUGGCCGGUUCUCUUCCCUCUUCCUACCUCCACAUCCUUCGCGACAAUGGCGAUCAAUUGGACAGGCGCAUACAACAAGGGGAGCUGAAACCCGUCUUUCUAUGGCAUCUAACACUUUUCACUAUUCUUCCAGUAUCCGCACUUCUCGUUCCACGCCGGAAAGGUACUCGAUAUGUCCGACCCCUCGUCCUCAUCCUUAUCUUCAAUCUGGCCCUCGGGGCUCUACGGUAUCGACGGGCGCUCCUUGGUGCAAAUGGAUACAUAAUAGGGUUGGUGGCCGCAUGGUGGUUUAUAUGGUCUGCAACGCUCUUGGUUUUUCAUGAUGCUGAGCGGGAAUUUCUGCGGAUUGAGCGAAAGCUCCCAGCGCAUGGAAGACCGACUGGUUUAUCGGAUGCGACGCUGAAGUCCUCAAUUGAGAAUAGAUCUAUACCCUCGAGUUGUAGAUCAAACGGCGCAAAACAAAGGGAACAGCAGUACAUGGAAUCCCUUGUAUGGCAACCGUAUCCUCAGACCUUCUUGAAGAGGCUGAACUGGUCCCUGGGCCUUCUCUUCAACAUGAGGGGCCCCGAAUGGAAUUGGCGGAUAUCCAGCAUGGGCCCUUUGCCUCCCCAUGUGGAAUCUAAGCUCGAGCUAGGAUCUCCAUCGCGAUAUUCUCGAGGCGCAAAAAAGGCAGUUGCUGCAUACCCAGACUCAAGAACCCGCAUCCGCACUGUGGCCUUCAACUGUCUUAAGUACUACCUCCUCCUGGACGUGAUAAAGGUCCUUAUGAUGCGCGACCUAUACUUCUGGGGGAUCAUCUCCCCACAGCCUCCUUCUCCUUUCGCGUUUAACCAGGUCUUCUCAGCUGGAGUGGUACAUCUAUACCGCACCGUGAUAACGGGCUUUGGUAUAUACGUUGCCGUAAAUUUCGUGGCAUCAUUCAACCCACUGAUUUUUCUCGGUCUAUCCAUUUUAUUCCCCAACGCCUCCCGCACCAUAACUGCAGCACCUCUCGACGCCCCUUGGCUUUAUUCGGACCCGUUUGGUCCGUUUCUUGUCCCUAUCCUGGACCACGGCCUUGCUGGCGCCUGGAGUGUAUGGUGGCACCAGCUCUUUCGAUUUGGAUUCACGUCCACUGGCCACUGGAUUUUAUCGCUGCUUCCCCGUUCCUUAGCGACGAACCAGCGCCUCAGACGUCUCAUAAUGACUUUCGUCGCAUUCGCGCUUAGCGGCUUAAUCCACGCCUGCGGAAGUUAUACCCAGUGGUCCCACACAAAUCCUAUUUCGGGGACCUUCUUAUUCUUCAUUCUUCAAUUUGUCGGUAUCACAAUCCAAGAAUUCGUCUCCCAUGUAGUAGACCCAUUCUUGUUAUAUAAAUUCACAGGCAAGAAAGGAACGACCCAAUUUCCAAUUUGGCUGAAACGAUCUGCGAAUGCAAGUUUCGUGUUUGGGUGGCUGUGGUUGACCGCGGGAUUUAUCAUGGAUGAUUUCGCCAAGGGUGGUUUGUGGCUGACGGAACCUUUGCCGGUGAGUCCCCUGCGUGGUUUGGGACUCGGAUAUGGGGUUGAAGGGGAGGGAUGGUGGUGUUGGCGAGGAACAUGGUUUCAGUAUUGGGAUGGGGGUAGUUAUUGGGAGAGGGGGGUAAGAGUCAUGUGA